GUUGCUAUUGCCGUCAAACAAAUUAAAGGUAAAUAACAAUGUGGUUAGCAGUUUUGUUUGGAAGCUUAGCCGCUUCUGCUGCAUUUGGCUUCUACGUGCCAACAUGUCCCGAAAAUGGUUCACCGGUGUGCGCGACGAAUGGUCGGGCGUAUCUUUAUUUCGAGAAUAAAUUCAAACUGGAUGCCUAUAUUUACAAGCAAAGGCUUUAUGACAAACCGCUCCCCAUAAGAACAGACAUUGAAAACUGUUUGUCCAAUUGCUAUGAAAUUGUCUGCCCGGCGAUAUUUCAGCCCGUUUGUGCACAGCAAGUCCCUGUAGGACCUGCUAGGACGGUACCGAACCCAUGUCAUGUGGACCGGCUGAUUUGCCAAACUAAGCAAUACUGGAAAGUUAUACGUGAAGGGCCUUGCUUGCCGGCGUAUGCUGUCUUAGCGCAAGACGACCAAGCCGCAGAUCUUAUUCCUACUUAUGCCCCUAACUUUGUUGCUGAUCAAGAUCAAAUCCCAACACCAUCUUUAAAUACAGCUUCGCGUCCAUGUUAUAAAGCUCCAGAUCCUAUUCCUAUAGCACAGAAUACGACAGGCCAGAGUCCAGUAUUAACUAUGACUCAACUAUGAUCAAGAUUUUGAAGUAGCAAAAUCUACUCAGGCCAAGGUGAUGAUUUCUCAACUUCAGCUCCUGCCUCUGUUACCUACAAUGCGACACAAUUAUCAUCAACAGAUCGGCAAAGUCAAAAUCACACAACCUCUACUACUUCUGUGACAGACCAAAGUCCAGUAGCAGGGCUAUCUUCAGACGCAAAUGAGGAUCAAGGUUCUGAAGCACCAGCAACUUCUCCGUAUCCUUAGGUUGCUUCUGGUAAAAGUCUUGCAUCACUUUCAUGCGCAGCAGAGCGUUAAGAUCAAGGCUCCACAGCCAGAGUUCACACUAUCGUGCUUUAUCUUGCAUCAGACCUAAACGCAGUAUGAGUACAAGCACCAUCUUCUUAUUCAGUUCCAGUACCGUUUGCUUAUUAAACUCAAGUAUGGAUUCUAGUUCUUUACCAAGUAUCAGAAUUAGCUGCGUGUUCCGCGCCAGCAUCUCUGUUCCCUAUACAAUGUACGCAGCUUCCAGUCAAGAAGAAGAACCCGCAAUACUUCGCUACGCGGUACCAUCCCGCUAUGUGUCAUGCCCUACCUAUCACCAACUUCAGCUCUUGUUCGUUUGCGAACUUCAUACCCAGUGUUAACUGUUUUAUUUUACCAAGUUCCACAACUAGUUAUUACAUCUACUUCUUAUCCGUCAUCAAGUACAUAUCCAGAACUUCAGAUGCCUUCGCACCUACAACUACGAACGAGUUGUAGUACCAGCUCCUUAUAAUGGAAUGGACUUUUCGAAAUAUGUUCACUUCAUUCAUACAGAUUUUUAAACAUAAAGUAAAUAUAAAAUUAAAAGUAUAAAAUGUACAUAGUAAUAACAAAUAAUAAUAAAAAUGAAAAUAUUAAUUUCUUGA
Messenger RNA from Anastrepha obliqua, 1492 nucleotides. RefSeq lists its product as uncharacterized. Lineage: Eukaryota; Metazoa; Arthropoda; Insecta; Diptera; Tephritidae. The record is from RefSeq and is a predicted model, not a curated record. Gene Ontology annotation, molecular function: protein binding. Bases 39 to 617 code for a protein of 192 amino acids. The transcript is spliced from 3 exons.